Messenger RNA from Melitaea cinxia (Glanville fritillary), 1693 nucleotides. RefSeq names its product esterase FE4-like. NCBI's taxonomy places the organism in Eukaryota, Metazoa, Arthropoda, Insecta, Lepidoptera, Nymphalidae. The record is from RefSeq and is a predicted model, not a curated record. The transcript is spliced from 4 exons. The coding region runs from base 16 to 1617 and encodes 533 amino acids.
CCUUUUACCGUCUCAAUGAAACAUCAAGAUGAACCAAUAGUUACAGUUAAGGAAGGAAAGAUAAAAGGUUCCUUGGGCAGUUUAGUUGAUGGAUCACCUUACUACAGUUUCAAAGGAAUCCCAUACGCCAGGCCACCUAUUGGAAAUCUUCGAUUUAAGGCACCAUUACCACCCCAACCUUGGAAAGGAAUACGUGAAGCAGUGAAUUUUGGUCCAAGUUGUACGCAGUUUAACGUUACAUACCAAGGCGAGGAAGAUUGUUUAUUUAUAAACGUAUAUACGAAAUCUUUGAACGAACAUGCUAAGAUACCUGUUAUGGUAUUUAUCUAUGGAGGAUCAUUCACCCAAGGGUCUAGCGACUUUUUUCUGCCUGACUUUCUAUUACAACACGAUGUUAUGUUGGUCACUUUUAAUUAUAGGCUAGAAGUGCUUGGUUUUUUGUCCCUAGAGACACGCGAGGUUCCUGGAAAUGCAGCGAUGAAGGAUCAAGUAGCUGCACUUCGUUGGGUUAGGGAAAAUAUAGCUCAAUUUGGAGGUGAUCCAAAUAGUGUCACUUUAUUUGGUGAAAGUGCAGGUGCGUCUUGUGUUUCAUUGCAUCUGCUAUCUCCAAUGUCGAAAGGCCUCUUUCAUAGAGCUAUAGCCCAAAGUGGAACGUAUAAUUUAGUAGAAGUAGCUUCCGGUGCAAAGGAAAGAGCUUUCCGUGCAGGAAAAGUUCUGGGAAUUGAAACUAGCGAUGUUCAAGAGCUGCUCAAUUACUUCAGAAGCUUAAACGCGUAUUCACUUACUAAUUUAACCUUCGCGACUUUCACACCAGAUGAAGUUUACAGAGGACUCCCAGUUAAAUUUUUACCAGUCGUUGAGAAGAAAUUUCCUCAUGUGGAGGCAUUUAUCGAAGAGGAGCCAGAAAAGAUUCUCCUCGAGGGUAAAGCGAAUAGAGUACCACUAAUGAUUGGAUACAAUUCUGGCGAAGGUCUAAUACUAGUUAAAUACCAUGCUGCGAGGAUAGAUGCAUACAAUAAAGAACCUUCUUACUAUGUUCCAAAAGAACUGGUUGAAAGAAUUACAGAAACUCAAUUAAAAGAUUUUGGCGAUAGAAUCAAAAGAUUCUAUGUUGGCAAUAGAAAUAUAACUGAAAACGAUUUAAAUGCAAUACGUGACUUACAAACUGAUAUCAAUUUCGCGUAUAAUGCUCAUAGGUUUGCACAUUUGUACACAGAUUUUGAUUCUACCUAUUUUUACUCGUUCAACCUAGUCACUGAGUUGAACGUUAUAAAAAAUUCUCUAGGUCUGACUGAUUUAAAGGGUGCUAGUCACGGGGAUGAACUUUUCUACUUAUUUUAUAAUUAUUUAAAUAAAAAUGCUUACCAAAACAAUCGAAAAUUGAGAGAUGUUGUGUACAGAGUUACGAAGAUGUGGACAGAUUUUGCUAAGACAGGGCGUCCAACACCGGACAACAGUCUAGGAGCCGUUUGGGAACCUUACACGACAAAAGGAAAAGAAUAUUUUAAUAUAGAAGAACCUUUAUCAUUAGGACAUUAUGCAGAUGAAAGAAGAAUGGAAUUUUGGGAUCAACUUUACGCAGAAGCUGGCCUUCCUCAUAUAUCUAAAAAUUUAUAAAUGGAUAUGUACUUACUACCUAUUUGUAGAGAACUUGAAAUUGAUAUUUGUUACAUAAAUAAAAAAGUAAUACGUA